CCAACACCAUCCUUUUUUGAAGCGGAAGAGAAGGAACUUUGACCACCGCUUGUUAGCAGCCGGCUAGCAGUUUUCCGUGAAUUGUUUUCUUGUUUUUCGGUGCUGGGGCAUAUGAAGAAAGAUGUGGUUUAUUUAUUUACUCAGUUGGCUUUCGUUGGUGAUUCAAAUAUCCUUCGUCACUCUUGCAAUAGCUGCUGGCCUGUACUACUUGGCCGAACUCAUAGAAGAAUAUACUGUAGCCACAAGCCGAAUAAUAAAGUACAUGAUUCUGUUUUCCACAGGAGUGCUGGCAGGCCUCUAUGUUUUUGAAGGCUUCCCCAUAAUAAUGGUGGGAGUUGGCCUCUUCACAAAUCUGGUGUAUUUUGGGCUCCUGCAGACCUUCCCCUACAUAAUGCUGAGCUCCCCAAAUUUUAUCCUUUCAUGUGUGUUGGUGGUGGUGAAUCAUUAUAUGGCCUUCCAGUACUUUGCACAGGAGUAUUAUCCAUUUUCUGAGGUGCUGGCAUACUUCACCAUUUGCCUGUGGGUGAUCCCCUUCGCCUUCUUUGUGUCACUGUCAGCAGGAGAAAAUGUACUUCCAUCCACUGUACAGCAAGGAGAUGAUGUGGUGUCCAAUUAUUUUACCAAGGGCAAACGGGGCAAGAGGUCUGGAAUCCUUCUCGUGUUCUCCUUCCUCAAGGAGGCAGUGCUACCCAGCCGACAGAAGAUGUUCUGAAGAGCGUGGACUCGGGGUUCAUACGGGGUGUCUUAGCGAGUUCGUAUGGGGUAGAGAUCAAGGGAGAAGCAUAAAGGACCGUGGAAAAUGUGUUCAGGACUAAAACAAAGAAAAGGAGAAGCAGAACUAAGAACGGACCAACGAGCGGAGCUGCUGCACGAGCCGUCGAGUUUACACGGGCCAUGUACUGACUGCCAACCACACCUACUGCAGACAUCUUUGAGGGGAUCCUGUCAGUAGCUCAAAGCUUUUGUAUCGUCACAUUGAAAUUUUUUUGUAAGCUUUAGUAUUCAAUUAUGUCUGAGCAGGAUUUGAAAUUUACCAACAGACUCAAAUGUUCAGCAAAUGUGUCGUUUAUAUGUUUAUGUCUUAAGUUUUAUUUGAAUACGCACUCAAAGCCAGAUGAGGAAACAUAUUCAGCCGUUAAAUCUUAACUAAACUCUGCCGAGUUAAAAAUAGGAUGCGAAAUAUUUUUAAAAACGGCAGAUUUUGACUCAAAUUAAAGCUUUGUGUAUCGACACCUGUACAUUUUUAGCCUCAAAUAAGAAGGAGCAGCAUGUUGGAUUGUUAGGAAUCUUUAAUGUUUUUUUUUUUUUUAUAGAAUAUGAAUCCUGCAUAUCACAUUUCUGUUUAUUAUUUUUUUUAUCUUUGUAACUCCUAAAGUGAAGUGCAAGGAUCAUUUUAAUUUCCCAAUUCACUACAUGGGAUUUGUUUGGAUCAGCUUUAAAAUGCAACAUUAAUCACCAGCAAUGCAGAGUCUUGUGUUUAGUCUAUUUAUUAGAAUUUGUUGUUAUUAAAACAAAUCUUGGAUCAGUCGGUAAGCUAAACGCCAGACAUUUCUGUAGAUCAAAUCGUCCAAUUUCCCUUUUCAAUCUUCCUAAACUAAAGCUGUUCGACGUGGGUUCAUCGUUAAAGAUCUAAAAAGAAAUUCUUUUACCAAUCAUAAAAAUGCGAUUUAUCAUAGGCUGGCAUGCACACAACUGUGAAAUAAAAGAUUUUGUUCAAUAAA
Molecule: messenger RNA, 1721 nt
Organism: Oryzias melastigma (Indian medaka)
Lineage: Eukaryota; Metazoa; Chordata; Actinopteri; Beloniformes; Adrianichthyidae
Gene: tex261
Product: testis expressed 261
Exons: 6
Coding region: 122-712 (196 amino acids)
Biological process (GO): endoplasmic reticulum to Golgi vesicle-mediated transport
Cellular component (GO): Golgi membrane; endoplasmic reticulum membrane; COPII-coated ER to Golgi transport vesicle
Molecular function (GO): COPII receptor activity
Source: RefSeq, a predicted model, not a curated record